Messenger RNA from Tupaia belangeri chinensis (Chinese tree shrew), 5767 nucleotides. RefSeq names its product plexin D1 (gene PLXND1). Lineage: Eukaryota; Metazoa; Chordata; Mammalia; Scandentia; Tupaiidae. Gene Ontology annotation, biological process: semaphorin-plexin signaling pathway; regulation of cell migration; positive regulation of axonogenesis. Gene Ontology annotation, molecular function: semaphorin receptor activity; protein binding. Gene Ontology annotation, cellular component: semaphorin receptor complex; plasma membrane. The record is from RefSeq and is a predicted model, not a curated record.
GGCUACGGCAGCGCCUUCUUCCCGCGCAACCGCAGCCUGGAGGACCACCGCUUCGAGAACACGCCCGAGAUCGCCAUCCGCUCCCUGGACGCGCGCGGCGACCUGGCCAAGCUCUUCACCUUCGACCUCAACCCCUCCGACGACAACAUCCUGAAGAUCAAGCAGGGCGCCAAGGAGCAGCACAAGCUGGGCUUCGUGCGCGCCUUCCUGCACCCGCCCGAGCCGCCGCGGGGCGCCCCGUCCUACGCCUACCUGGCGCUCAACAGCGAGGCGCGCGCCGGCGACAAGGAGAGCCAGGCGCGGAGCCUGCUGGCGCGCAUCUGCCUGCCCCGCGGCGCGGGUGGCGACGCCAAGAAACUCACGGAGUCCUACAUCCAGCUGGGUUUGCAGUGCGGGGGCGGCGCGGGCCGCGGCGACCUCUACAGCCGCCUGGUGUCGGUCUUCCCGGCGCGCGAGCUGCUCUUUGCCGUCUUCGAGCGGCCCCAGGGGGCCCCCGCGGCCCGUGCUGCUCCCGGCUUCGUGGAGCCAGCCCCCGACGUGGUAGCGGUGCUGGACAGCGUGGUGCAGGGCACCGGGCCGGCCUGCGAGCGCAAGCGCAACAUCCAGCUGCAGCCGGAACAGCUGGACUGCGGGGCGGCCCACCUGCAGCACCCGCUGUCCAUCCUGAGGCCCCUGAAGGCCACCCCUGUGUUCCGGGCGCCAGGCCUCACCUCUGUGGCCGUGGCCAGCGUCAACAACUACACGGCCGUCUUCCUGGGCACGGCCAGCGGGAGACUUCUCAAGAUCAGCCUGAACGAGAGCAUGCAGGUGGUGAGCAGGCGUGGGGUGACGGCGGCCUACGGGGAGCCCGUGCACCACGUGAUGCAGUUCGACCCUGCGGACCCGGGGUACUUGUAUCUGAUGACGACCCACCAGAUGGCCAGGGUGAGGGUGGCGGCGUGUGACGUGUACUCCACCUGCGAGGACUGCGUGGGCGCGGCCGACGCCUACUGCGGCUGGUGCGCCCUGGAGACACGGUGCGCGUUGCAGCAGGACUGUGCCAACUCCAGCCAGCGACACUUCUGGACCAGCACCAGCGAGGGCCCGGGCCGCUGCCCAGCCAUGACCGUCCUGCCUGCAGAGAUCGACGUGCACCGGGAGUACCCCGGCAUGAUCCUGCAAAUCUCGGGCAGCCUGCCCAGCCUCAGCGGCAUGGAGAUGGCUUGUGACUACGGCAGGGGGAUCCUCACAGUGGCACGGGUGCCGGGCCCCGCCUACGGCCACCAGAUCGCCUACUGCAACCUGCUGCCCAGGGACCGGUUCCCGCCUUUCCCCCUGCACCAGGACCACGUGGUCGUCGAGAUGUCCGUGAGGGUCAACGGGCGGAGCAUCGUCAGGGCCAAUUUCACCAUCUACGACUGCAGCCGCAUCGGACAGGUGUACCCCCACACGGCCUGCACCAGCUGCCUGUCGGCGCAGUGGCCCUGUUUCUGGUGUACCCAGCAGCACACGUGCGUCUCCAACCAGUCGCAGUGCGAGGCCUCACCAAACCCCGCGAGCCCCCAAGAUUGCCCUCAGACCCUCCCCUCGCCCCUGGCACCCGUGCCCACGGGCGGCUCCCAGGACAUCCUGGUGCCCCUGGCCAAUGCUGCCUUCUUCCAGGGCACCGCCCUCGAGUGCAGCUUCGGGCCGGAAGAGAACUUCGAGGCCGUGUGGGUGAACAGCUCUGCCGUGAGCUGUAACCAAGUGGUGCUGCACACGACCCAGAAGAGCCAGGUGUUCCCGCUCCACCUCCAGCUGAAGGGGCGGCCACCCCGAUUCCUGGACAGCCCUGACCCCAUGACAGUGGAGGUCUACAACUGCGCCAUGGGCAGUCCUGACUGUUCCCAGUGUCUGGGUCGCGAGGAUCUGGGUCACCUGUGUGUGUGGAGUGACAGCUGCCGCCUGAGGGGGCCCCUGCAGCCCCUGCCCGGCGCCUGCCCCGCCCCCGAGAUCCGAGCGAUCGAGCCCCUGAGUGGCCCCUUGGACGGCGGGACUCUGCUGACCAUCCGCGGCAGGAACCUGGGCCGGCGGGGCAUUGCAGGACCGUGGGGGAGCCGUGGCCCGGGGAGCCCUGAGCCUGGUGCCAGGGCGGGACUGGUGGGGGAUGGUCGGGGCUCUUUAGCAAUGGACGGGUCAUUUCAGCCUCUUGCUGUGGGUGGUGCCAUUGGGCGUGCCUGGCAAGUGGGAGAGCGGGUGGUGGUCUAUGGAAUCGGGUCCUCAGACCUGCGGGGCACCGGGCAGGGGGCUCAGCCCAGCUGUGCCUGCCCAUCCCUGCUGACCGCAGCCGCCCGCCCUUCCAGGAUCGUGUGUGCCACAGGGCCAGCCCCAGAGGCCUUCUCGGAGGUGGUAACGGUGAACGCUUCCAAGGAGGGCAAGUCAAGGGAGCGCUUCUCCUACGUGCUGCCCCUGGUCCACUCCCUGGAGCCAGCCAUGGGCCCCAAGGCGGGGGGCACCCGGAUCACCAUCCACGGGAGUGAUCUGCAUGUGGGCUCCGAGCUCCAGGUCCUGGUGAACGACACAGACCCCUGCACGGACCUCGUGCGCGCGCCUGCCAACCUCACCUUCUGGUACAUGCAGAACCCGGUCAUCACGGCCAUCAGUCCCCGCCGCAGCCCCGUCAGCGGCGGCAGGACCAUCACGGUGGCGGGCGAGCGCUUCCACAUGGUGCAGCGGGUGUCCAUGGCAGUGCACCACAUCGGCCGGGAGCCCACGCUCUGCAAGGUCCUCAACUCCACCCUCAUCACCUGCCCGUCCCCCGGGGCCCUGAGCAACGCCUCGGCGCCCGUGGACUUCUUCAUCAACGGGCAGGCCUACGCGGACGAAGCGGCGGCAGCGGGGGCUCUGCUGGACCCCGAGGAGGCGCAGCGCAGCAGCAGGUUCAGCCUGGACUACCUCCCCAACCCGCAGUUCUCCACCGCCAAGAGGGAGAAGUGGAUCAAACACCACCCCGGGGAGCCCCUCACCCUGGUCAUCCACAAGGAGCAAGACAGCCUGGGGCUGCAGAGCCACGAGUACCGGGUCAGGAUCGGCCAAGUGGCCUGCGACAUCCAGAUCGUCUCGGACAGAGUCAUCCACUGCUCCGUCAACGAGUCCCUGGGCAUGGCCGAGGGUCAGCUGCCCAUCACGAUCCAGGUGGGGAAUUUCAACCAGACCAUCGCCACGCUGCAGCUGGGGGGCAGCGAGACAGCCAUUGUCGCGUCCAUCGUCAUCUGCAGCGUCCUGCUGGUGCUGUCCGUGGUGGCCCUGUUCGUCUUCUGCACCAAGAGCCGCCGGGCGGAGCGCUACUGGCAGAAGACGCUGUUGCAGAUGGAGGAGAUGGAGUCUCAGAUCCGGGAGGAGAUCCGCAAAGGUAGCUGGUGGGGCUCGGUGGGGCGCACGGGCUUCCUGUCUGAGCUGCACGGCAAGCUGGAGUACUACACCAGCGUCAUGAAGGAGCUGCUGGUCGACCUCGUCGACGCCUCGGCCGCCAAGAACCCCAAACUGAUGCUGCGGCGUACGGAGUCGGUGGUGGAGAAGAUGCUCACCAACUGGAUGUCCAUCUGCAUGUACAGCUGUCUGCGGGAGACGGUCGGGGAGCCGUUCUUCCUGCUCCUGUGCGCCAUCAAGCAGCAGGUCAACAAGGGCUCCAUCGACGCCAUCACCGGGAAGGCCCGCUACACCCUCAACGAGGAGUGGCUACUGCGGGAGAACAUCGAGGCCAAGCCCCGGAAUCUGAACGUGUCCUUCCAGGGCUGCGGCAUGGACUCGCUGAGCGUGCGGGCCAUGGACACCGACACGCUGACACAGGUCAAGGAGAAGAUCCUGGAUGCCUUCUGCAAGAACGUGCCGUACUCGCAGUGGCCGCGCGUCGAGGACGUGGACCUCGAGUGGUUCGCGUCCAGCACACAGAGCUACAUCCUGAGGGACCUGGAUGACACUUCGGUGGUGGAGGACGGCCGCAAGAAGCUCAACACCCUGGCCCACUACAAGAUCCCUGAGGGUGCCUCUCUGGCCAUGAGCCUCACAGACAAGAAGGACAACACGCUGGGCCGAGUGAAAGACUUGGACACAGAGAAGUAUUUCCAUUUGGUGCUCCCCACAGACUAGCUGGCGGAGCCCAAGAAGUCCCACCGGCAGAGCCACCGCAAGAAAGUGCUCCCUGAGAUCUACCUGACCCGCCUGCUGUCCACCAAGGGCACGCUGCAGAAGUUUCUGGACGACCUGUUCAAGGCCAUCCUGAGCAUCCGCGAGGACAAGCCCCCGCUGGCUGUCAAGUACUUCUUCGACUUCCUGGAGGAGCAGGCCGAGAAGAGGGGCAUCUCGGACCCCGACACCCUGCACAUCUGGAAGACCAACAGCCUUCCGCUCCGGUUCUGGGUGAACAUCCUGAAGAACCCGCAGUUCGUCUUCGACAUCGACAAGACGGACCACAUGGACGCCUGCCUGUCGGUCAUCGCACAGGCCUUCAUCGACGCCUGCUCCAUCUCCGACCUGCAGCUGGGCAGGGACUCGCCCACCAACAAGCUCCUGUACGCCAAGGAGAUCCCCGAGUACCGCAGGGCCGUGCAGCGCUACUACAAGCAGAUCCAGGACAUGACGCCGCUCAGCGAGCAGGAGAUGAACGCCCACCUGGCUGAGGAGUCGCGGAAAUACCAGAACGAGUUCAACACCAACGUGGCCAUGGCGGAGAUUUAUAAAUACGCCAAGAGGUAUCGCCCGCAGAUCAUGAGCGCCCUGGAGGCCAACCCCACGGCCCGGAGGAUGCAGCUGCAGCACAAGUUCGAGCAGGUGGUGGCGCUGAUGGAGGACAACAUCUACGAGUGCUACAGCGAGGCCUGAGGCCGAGGCCGGUCAGCUCCGCCGCUGGGAGAAGCCGCCACUGGCCACCGGCCUCCACGUCACCUGCUUCCCGGGCCUGCAGGAGAACUGAGCACGUGGACCGGGGCUGGGGGCGGGUGAGGCGCCCCUCUGAGCCAGGCAGAGGCGCCCCAGCCCCGGCCCCUGUGGACACUGCUGUUCCCUCCGUCCACCCAAGCUGAUCUCUGGGGUGGGAGGCUUGAAUGCCACAGUCAUGCCGGGGAGGCGGCCCCGUCCCCCAGCACGGCCUGGGCUGUGCCCACUAGGCGGCCCAGCACAGAUUGGAGACGGGGAGCCUGCUUGGCCCGGAGGCUGCAGGCCAGAACUACCUCAUCCGAGCGGUGAAGGGGAGGCCUCUUGGAUCCCGCCCUCGAAUGGUUUCUGCUUCAGCCACCAAAGCGUGGCCGUCUCCCGUGUGACCCUGGCCACGGGGUUGGAGUGGAGUGUCUAGGGUGGGCGGUGCCCACGGCUGGGGCGGGACGGAGGCUCUGCAGGCCUCCCUGAGCCAGGGAGGGCAGAGGACAGGGGGCAGGGGGAGGGGAUGGGGCGGGGGGGCUGGUCUCCAGGGCAGGGAGGUGAAGACGCACCGAGGCUGUAGCUGGGCUACCCGAUCUUGCUGGACGUGUUUCUAAGGACAGCACCUUUUGUCAUUUCGGUUUUUUUGUUUUUUAGAAAGCUUUUCUAUAUUAAAAACUUAAAACGCGCCAACUGUGAACAGCUGCCACCCAUGCAGAGGUCCCGGGGAGGGUCCCCAGGGGCUCCCGAUGUAACACUGGAAACAUGGCUCCAGGGGACCGCAGACCUGGCAGAGCCCCCUCUGUCCCCCGAGGACACGCCCAUCCUGGUCUCGUCCAGCCUCCUCACAGUUGGCCCAGCCAGUGCCAGGCUGGAGGGGGGGGGGACCCGAGGC